AUGGCCAACGCUCUUGAACCUUUCACCCACAUUGAUCCAGCCCUGCGAGUUUCUACCUUAAGCAGUCCCACAAAGCCGCGUGAUCCCCAGCUGGCCCAAAAUGGCGCUGCUGCCUAUUCUCCCCUCCAACCGUCUCCGAACACAUCAUAUCAAAGUAUCCAAACACCCAACUAUUAUCCAAACAACCCGCAGAACCAGGAAAGCCCAGAUGACCAGAGUCCAUCCGCGAACCCGGCCGACCCGAAUGACCUGAAGAGACCGCGCGCCUGUGAAGCUUGUCGACAGUUGAAGGUUAAGUGCGAGCUGGACGAGAACAGCCCUACCGGUUCCUGCAAAAGAUGCGCCAAAGCCAAUAGGCAGUGUAUUGUUACAGCCCCCAGCAGGAAAAGACAGAAGAAGACGGACAGCCGCGUAGCCGAAUUGGAAAAGAAAAUCGACGCUCUGACUGCUACUUUAGCCUCACGAGGAGGAGGAGGAGGUGGCCCUGAUGCAGACUUCACGGCCGACACAACCAUAGCGCAUCAGCCCCAUGCAGUGCGUCCGGGGCCGUAUGGCGGCCAGUGGCCUGGGCUACCACCACCCCCUCCGCCGCCGCCCCAACUGGGCCUUCAGUCGCCGCAGAACAUGCAUCAAGGUGUCAAGAGGAAGUCUACAGGCAACUACGACUAUGUCGGAGGAGACCUGCACAAAUCCUCAGAGCCUCUCUUCAGAUCUCCUGCGCCCGUUCCUCCCUAUCCGCCGAUCCAAGCAGAGACUUCGAGGCCGAAAUCAAGUUUUGACAAUGAGGCUUCGGCUGAUCCUGUAGAGCGCGGUCUCGUGGACGUCGUCACGGCCAGGAAAUGCUUCGAGCGUUACAUGGCAGAGAUGUGUGAGCAUCUACCAAUGGUCGUAUUUGCGCCCGGCACGACUGCUGAGCAGGUUCGCAAGACCAAACCUGUCUUAUUCUUGGCUGUGCUUGCUGUGGCGUCUGGCACCAUCCGACCGGACCUCCAGCAAAGACUAAUCACGGAAAUUACGAGGACGCUGGCGGAUCGGCUCAUCAACCGAGGGGAGAAGUCGCUGGAGCUCGUCCAGACACUUCAGGUGACAACAUGCUUUUAUCAGCCUCCAGAGAAGUACGAGGAGUUGAAUUUCAACCAACUUAUUCAUAUCGCCGCUGUUAUGGCCCUAGACCUCGGGAUGGGCAAACGAACCAAGCCUGGUGGUGGUCCUUCGUGGCGACCAUAUCCGGAGAACAAGAGACCUUUAACAGAACCCAACAGUGCCGAGACGCGGCGAGCCUGGCUGGGCUGUUACUUUAUGUGCUCAAAUUCCUCUAUGUCCCUGCGACGGCCAUUGUUGAUCCGGUGGAGUCCCUACGCCGAAGAGUGUAUAGAGAUCCUCAACUCGUCUCCCGAUGCACUUCCUUCAGACAAAUGGUUCUGCCAUCUGGUCCGGGCGCAGCACAUAGCAGAAGAAGUCGGCUUGGAGUUUUCCAUGGACGACCCGGCUUCUCUUCUCUCCCUGACUGAUCCCAAGACACAAUACCAUCUGAAGGCAUUCGAGCGUCAGUUAGCCGAAUGGCAUGAUGCAGCCACACCCGAAAUCCUGAAGAAGCCGGUAAUUCAGCAUACCGAAGGCAUUAUAAAUCUGUACAUGCACGAAAUUGCAAUGCACCACAAUCAUAAUGUGGAUGAUUUUCGGCCUCCUUUCAAUGCGACACCUAUUGAGGGUCCCCCGGAUCCUGACAAUGUGACUCCAGCUCACAUUGAGGCUCUGACGACUUGUAUCCACGCUGCACAUGCCGCCUUCGAUGCAUUCUUGACCAUGGAUACCAAGAUGGUCCGAGCUCUGCCAACGCUGUUCUUUGUCAGAAAUGCCUAUGCAGCGGUUGCUUUGAUCAAGAUGUACACGGCAGUAUCAGCUAAGGGCUCGAAAUUUGCGUCCAUCUUCAAAACCCAAGAUUUGAAAGUCGAGUACUAUCUCGAUCGGCUGAUUGAAGUCCUCACCAAGGCUGCCGAAGGAGGCGUUAGUAGGGUCGCCCACAAAUUCAGCCUCAUCUUCACCAUGCUGAAGAGUUGGCAUAUGAAACGCACUGAGCCUGCCAAUCAUGGCAGCAAUCCUGUUUCCAGACAACGCACGCCCGCCAGUAGAAACAACAUUUUGCCGACGUAUAAAUCCUUUCCUCCUCAGCAAGAUCCGAGUGGUCUUGGCUGGCACGUACAGAACCGAACUGCCUUGGAGCCUGGCGUUCAAGCGCAUCAACAACAACACCAGCAGCAGCAUCCACAGCAGCAGCAACAACAACAACAACAACCAAGGAGUGGCCUCCAGAUGCUCUCAGAAGCUGCAAUGGGUCCUGGACCGCCACCGUCGUCUGUGAUGACCCAACCACAACAAUGGAUUCAGCCCAUGAAUCCACCUCAGAUGUUGCCUGGCAUUGCAGAUAUGACGAUGCACGAACAGAAUAUGAUGCCUUACGGUAUAGCUGGCCAAGAUUUGGGUCCUAUGGAUUUUACCUCGGACGAACUUAUGGCAUACGGAUUUGGCGAUGAGUUUCUAGCCAUGAAUUUCGGGUUCGAACAGGGUAACUGGCCGAUAUGA
Molecule: messenger RNA, 2583 nt
Organism: Exophiala dermatitidis NIH/UT8656
Lineage: Eukaryota; Fungi; Ascomycota; Eurotiomycetes; Chaetothyriales; Herpotrichiellaceae
Exons: 2
Coding region: 1-2583 (860 amino acids)
Biological process (GO): regulation of DNA-templated transcription; DNA-templated transcription
Cellular component (GO): nucleus
Molecular function (GO): zinc ion binding; DNA-binding transcription factor activity, RNA polymerase II-specific; transcription cis-regulatory region binding
Source: RefSeq, a predicted model, not a curated record